UGGUUGUCAAUUUUGUUGUUGUGUUAAUGAGAUUUUGAGAAGAUAAUAUCUAUUGGUAUUACAUAAUUUUGAUAAUGAAUUCAAGAUGAAAAUAUAUCUUAAGCUUAAUAAAAACAAACAGUGCAGAUUGCCAAGAGGGGGAGCCGCUAUCUUCGCUAUUAUGUGCUGCGAUCUAGCUGCACGAGAAGCCAAAAACUUAACCACUGUGUGCUAUAAUCUACUUAACGAGUCUAUGACAAACCAGAAGAAUGCAGAAUGUACUCAGAUGCUGCUACAACUAAUCGACUAUACCAAGUCUGUUCCAGCUAAGUUUACAGCUGCCGACUUCUACGAAAUAAAACGAACAACUAUUCUGCAAAUUCUGGGAAUUGCUAUGACGUAUUUUGUAGUCGUAGUUCAAUUUGAUGGUUUAAGUUAGGCAAUAAAGUCACGUAUAUCCGCUAU
Messenger RNA from Diabrotica balteata, 444 nucleotides. Lineage: Eukaryota; Metazoa; Arthropoda; Insecta; Coleoptera; Chrysomelidae. The record is from the annotation of a GenBank genome assembly.